Molecule: messenger RNA, 1276 nt
Organism: Arachis duranensis
Lineage: Eukaryota; Viridiplantae; Streptophyta; Magnoliopsida; Fabales; Fabaceae
Product: expansin-A7
Exons: 3
Coding region: 384-1178 (264 amino acids)
Biological process (GO): plant-type cell wall organization
Cellular component (GO): extracellular region
Source: RefSeq, a predicted model, not a curated record
UUAUCCUCUCAUAAGAAAAUCAUGUUGUAAUAUAAUAUAUACUCCUCUUUUUUUAAUAUAACUACGAAUUCUGGAAGAGUCACCCUUGCUAACAAAAUCGUAUAGUUCACUUACUAAAUAUCAAUUAAUUCCCAAGGUCAAUAUUGUGGCGGCGGGAAACAAUAGAAGAAUGACAAUAUAUUGUGGUGUUGACUUUUGGAAGAUUAGAGGCACCAUACCAUGUUCGUGGAGAUCACGAAGGCAAGUUCUUAGUUACAACAUACGUGUCCAAAGAAUUUGGAACUUAUAUAUAUAAGGAAUUGAUGUACUUGUCCGUGACCAUGGUCGCAUUGCAUUCCUUUUCUAAGGAACAGUAAUAUCUGGCACAAUUCCAACCUAUAAUCAUGGCCUCCAUUCUUCAAUGUCGUGGCUGCUUUCUGAUUGCUUUUACAUGCAUCUUCGCAACAUUCAUGGGGGAGUCAAAAGUAGCAAUGGCAACAUUUCGACCAAGUAGCUGGGCUCUUGCACAUGCUACCUUUUACGGUGAUGAAACAGCUUCUGCCACCAUGGGAGGUGCAUGUGGGUACGGGAACUUGUUUCAAAGCGGUUACGGGACGGACACGGCAGCAUUGAGCUCAAGGUUGUUCAACAACGGGUAUGCGUGCGGGACAUGUUACCAGAUAAAGUGCUACCAAUCAAGUGCAUGCUAUAACAACGUGGCCUUCACAACCGUCACCGCCACCAAUCUUUGCCCUCCAAAUUGGUCCGAGCCCUCCGAUGACGGUGGUUGGUGCAACCCUCCGCGAGCCCAUUUUGACCUGUCCAAGCCGGUCUUCAUGAAAAUUGCCCAGUGGAAGGCCGGCAUAGUCCCCAUCCUAUACCGCAGAGUGCCAUGCCAAAGAAAGGGAGGGCUUCGAUUUAAUUUCCAAGGGAAUGGAUACUGGCUAUUGGUGUAUGUGAUGAACGUGGGAGGCGGAGGAGACAUUGCGAGCAUGUGGGUGAGAGGAAGCAGAACGGGAUGGAUUCAGAUGAGCCACAACUGGGGGGCUUCGUACCAAGCAUUUGCGACUCUGGCUGGGCAAUCUCUGUCUUUCAGGGUUACUUCUUACACUACUAAAGAGACUAUUAUUGCAUGGAAUGUUGCUCCUUCUAAUUGGAACUAUGGACUCACUUACUCCUCCGCUGCCAAUUUCAGAUGAAUGUAUGUAAUGUGACUAAAUAAGUCAGAAUCUGUCGCCACAACCGCAUCGGUUCCCUUGUUUAUUAGAUGAUUUUAUGUGAAGAUCAUACUUAAAAA